CCAAUUGGGAGACGCACAUUUCCAACAAACCCCUCAUCCCUCAUUUAGCUUAAUUGUCAUCUCUCUCUCUUUGCCCUAAUUCCGAUAUAGCCCCCAAUUCUUGGGUUCUCUUCACCCUCGGCGCCCUUCUCUCUCUCACUUUCCCGGUGUUCUGCAAGCACCACCAUGAUGUGCACGCAAGGUUCUGAAAAGCAGUUGCGGUUGCGGUUGCCGUAACGGUGGCGGUGGAGCGGUUGCAGUUGUGGGGUGUAAAGGAACUUCUGAAGAUAUUUGGGAUGGUGAAGGGGAAGCUUAUAUUAAUUUGCCAAUCUGGUGGUGAGUUUGUGAAGAAUGAUGAUGGGUCCUUCACAUAUGGUGGAGGAGAAGCACAGGCAGUAAAUAUUGAUUGUGAAACACUGUUUGAUGAUCUGAAGUUAAAAUUUGCUGAAAUGUGUAAUUUGGAUUUUAAAACCAUGUCCAUCAAGUAUUUCCUCCCAAGAAACACUCGGACUCUCAUCACUUUAUCAAAUGACAAAGAUCUAAAAAGGAUGCUUAGUUUCCAUGGGAAUUCAGUAACAGCAGAUGUUUUUGUCAUGGGAAAACAAGGUUUUAACCGUGAUGACUGGAACAUAUUCAGCAGCAGGACGACGGGCAUAAAAGUAGCAGAGUCUGUGAAACAUGUUGCUCCACCCCCAGCUGCUGCUACUUCAUCGCCUGUUGAUGCUGCUAGUCCUGUUGGUUGUAAAACUGCUACACCAAAUAAGACUACUCGUGCUGCAUCAAAAAAGGCUAGUCUCGCUGCACCAAAGAAGGCUACUCGUGCUGCACCAAAGAAGGCUACUCGUGUGGCUACUGACUCUGCCUCAAAUUCUUCUGCUUAUACUGAUAGUGAUAACUCCAGUGCUGGUCCAUCCUCUCCAGUUAGUUUUGCUGCUAAGCCCAUUCCUCACAGUGCAAUUGAAGUAGAUAUGAGUGCUACCCCUGCGGAUACUGUUAAGAAGCGAAGACGCACUGCUUCUUGGAAAAUUGGUGUCAAUGGUCCAACCAUUGUUGCUGUCCCUGACGAUGAUGGGGACAAAAAAUCACGAAGAAUGAAUAGGCGACGUUUGGCGGAUGAUGAUGAUGAUGAUGACACGGAGCAGAAUAUGGAGGUUGUACCUUGGGAAGAUGAUCUUGACGCUUCUUCUCAUCUUAUCAGCUCUGAUGAUGUGUCUUUGGACAGCCUAGUUGCAUCGUGGAAGGAUGGUAUUACUGGUAUUGGUCAGGAUUUCAAGGAUGUGAGCGAGUUUCGGGAUGCGUUGCAGAAAUAUGCCAUCGCACAUCGUUUUGUGUACAAGUUAAAGAAGAAUGAAAGUAAUCGUGCAAGUGGGAUAUGCAUAGCUGAUGGCUGUUCUUGGAGGAUACAUGCAUCUUGGGUCCCAGCCGAUCAAACUUUUAGGAUUAAGAAGUUCAAUAGCUCGCACACAUGUGGAGGGGAGUCUUGGAAGUCUGCCCAUCCAACGAAGAAUUGGUUGGUGAACAUUAUCAAGGACAGGUUACGAGAGUCUCCACAUCAAAAACCGAAGGACAUAGCUAAUGGCAUUUUGAAGGACUUUGGAAUCGAAUUGAGCUAUACCCAAGUGUGGCGUGGAAUUGGAGAUGCUAGGGAGCAACUUCAGGGUUCAUACAAGGAGGCAUAUAAUCAGUUGUCUUGGUACUGUGAAAAGAUCAUAGAGACAAAUCCCGGUAGUUCUGUCAAGCUCAUAGUCAAUGAUGACAAAAGAUUUCAAUGCCUUUUUGUGUCCUUUCGUGCCUCAAUACAUGGUUUCGAAAAAGGUUGUCGUCCCCUUCUUUUCCUUGAAGCUACGUCUCUAAAAUCGAAGUAUCAGGAGGUUCUACUGACAGCAACCGCCUUGGAUGGGGACGAUGGCUUCUUCCCAGUUGCAUUUGCUAUAGUAGAUAAUGAAAAUGAUGAGAAAUGGAAUUGGUUCUUGGAGCAAUUGAAGUUUGCAUUGCCCAUUUCAGAAUCUAUAACUUUUGUUUCUGAUAGAGAGAAGGGACUAACGGAGUCUGUGCUUAAAGUAUUUGAGAAUGCUUACAAUGGUUACUCCAUGUACCACCUUUUGGAAAGCUUCAAAAAAAGCUUGAAGGGUCCGUUCCAUGGAGAUGGAAAAAAUUCCUUACCUGGCUAUUUCAUAGCUGCUGCCCAUGCUGUCCGACUCGUUGGUUUUAAAAAGUUCACCGAGCAAAUUAAGCUCGUCUCUUCUCAAGCGUACGAUUGGGUGGUGCAAAUUGAGCCAGAAUAUUGGACGACAACUGCAUUCAAGGGUGAACGCCAUAACCAAAUCACAGAGAAUGUUGCAGAGCCGUACAUCAAUUUGAUUGGUGAAGUGCGUGAAUUACCCAUAACACAGAAGAUUGAUGCACUACUAUCAAUGAUGACAGAGUUGAUAAAUACCCGUCAAAAAGAGUCAAGCGAGUGGUCUACGAAACUCACUCCAUCAAAACGGGAAAAACUACAAGAAGAAAUCGUUAGCGCUCGUGGACUUAAGGUCUUAAUCUCAUCCGAUACCAUAUUUGAGGUUCAUGAUGAUGCCAUUGCUACCCAUGUUGUGAAUCUUGGCACAUGGGACUGUACUUGCCUAGGGUGGCAAACUACAGGCUUACCUUGUCGUCAUGCUAUUGCUGUUUUCAAUUGCACACACAAGAGCGGGUAUGAUUAUUGUUCAAAGUACUUCACAGUAGAUAGCUUCCGAUCUACAUAUUCAGAGUCCAUAAACCCCGUGCCUAGCAUUGGCAAGCCAGUCGAAAAAGAAGAGGAUACCUCAGACACUGCAGAUGUGCUUCCACCUUGUCACACUCGAUCACCAAGUCAACCAAAGGCGAAAAACAAGUCAAAAGACGAGGACCAACCACAAGAAGAACCACAAGAGGAACCACAAGAACCACACGUAGAACCACAAGAGUAGUUUCUUGGAAGCAAGGCAUAAAUAAGGUACUAUUUUCUUUCUAGAUUUUUACCUCUCUUAGCUUCUUUGCUUUUUGUUGUACGGUGGCAUUGUGUACAGUUUGUGUAAUUAGGUAGUGAAGGUAGUAGUUUUUAUGUACUUAGCAUCUUGUGAAUGUGUUGUGCAGUUCUCUGCCUCAUGAAAGACUUGUGUAUUGUAGUUGAAGUUAAACUUUGUCUUGAGCUAUCUUGGUGGUUUUCCAACAGUGUCUCUCUUCAGAUCUUGAGUAAGGAGGUGUUGUUUUCA
This is a messenger RNA of Camellia sinensis, 3212 nucleotides long. The record is from RefSeq and is a predicted model, not a curated record. Lineage: Eukaryota; Viridiplantae; Streptophyta; Magnoliopsida; Ericales; Theaceae.